Penicillium verhagenii is the source of this 237-nucleotide messenger RNA. RefSeq lists its product as uncharacterized. The coding region runs from base 1 to 237 and encodes 78 amino acids. NCBI's taxonomy places the organism in Eukaryota, Fungi, Ascomycota, Eurotiomycetes, Eurotiales, Aspergillaceae. The record is from RefSeq and is a predicted model, not a curated record. The transcript has 2 exons.
AUGACUACCAGGUUUCCCCAAACAGACAAAUACCACGAUGAAAUCAUCAAGAUGGAGGAGGAGAAGUAUGGAACUCACCAUCACCACCAUAUUACUCAUAACGAUGAAGCAUGGAACACGGGCCCCGAAAGGGUUCCCCAUCGGGAGCCCGAAACUCGAGUCACCGGAAACUUCGAAUCGGGCGAAGGAGAGUUCAGGAUCGGCGACAAAAAGAAUCACCCGGGCAAACGGUUCUAA